AUGGCAGCAUCAGGAGCUCCUCCUACUUCAAUCUAUGCAUGGAAAUCAAACCAGUCAUACUGUUAUACUGGAAUUUCCUCAUUUUUUCUUCUUUUUCUUUUAGACAUUUUCGCGAACACUAUACACUUUAUUUCUUUAUUAAAGAAUCACAAAUACUUUGUUUUUUUUAGGUGUGAUUAUUUUGAUCUUUCAAAAGAAUUGGUUCCUUAUGAAAAAGCAUGGUCAUGGCAAAAAUUAAUAGUUAAGAAAAGACAAGUUUUGAUUGAAAAAAAUGAAGAUUUCGCCGAUACAUUACUUAUACUUCAACAUCAUCCUGUUUAUACAUUGGGUACAUCUAGUUCUGAGGAAUAUUUGAAAUUUGAUAUAAAGGAUGCUCCUUAUGAUAUUUAUCGGACUGAACGUGGCGGCGAGGUUACUUAUCAUGGACCUGGUCAGCUUGUUAUGUACCCUAUUAUCAAUCUUCGGUACCAUAAAACGGAUCUCCAUUGGUACCUAAGGGCACUUGAGGAGGUGGUCAUACGAGUACUAUCCUCAGCGUUCUCUAUUAAGGGUUCUCGAGUUGAGGGUUUAACUGGCACUUGGAUUUCAGAAGCUUGCUGCCAUAGGUAUUCGAGUCUCUCGCUGGAUUACAUAUCAUGGUCUAGCACUUAACGUUUCCACAGACCUUGGUCCUUUUCAGCAGAUAGUCCCAUGCGGCAUACAGGGUCGUCAGGUUGGAAGCGUUAAGUCACUUCUGGAGGAAUCAGUAUCACCCUCCAUGGAAGGCGGUGUUGGAGACAACCUUCUCUUGAAUGCUUGUGAACUUUUGGAUGCUGCUUAUGAUUCCUUACUUGCAGAAUUCUCAGAAGUUUUCGAGCUUUGCCUCCACCCUAGACCUGUCUCUGACUUGGACCUUCUGAAGGAAAAGUGUUAAGCUCACCAAAUUAGAAGAGAUCGUAUACUUCUAAUUUCUUGUAAUGCAGCAUAUUCUAGCUUUCUGCUGCAGGUGCAUUCUGGUCCUGCCUAGCUAGAUUUGAGAAGAAUCACAGCAAAUGUGAAGACAUUUCAAGAUAACUGCAUACAUUGCCAUUAACAUCGCUUGUGAAGAUUGUCAAGCAAGAAAUUUUGAUUUGAGAAACAAAUAAUUACCAAGUCAUAGUAAGCAAUUUAAUACCCACUAAUUGAAGAUGAUUAGUCACAAUUAGUGGUUCGAUGUUCUCCUCAGUCUUACGGUUUAGGUGUUAUACUUAAUUAAAGCAGUUUUAGACUUCUAGGGUGGUGAAAAGUGUGACUUCUUGAUGGGUUGUAGUUUUCUACCAUACUGUGUAUAAGUCAGACUGUAAAUGAUUCAUGAUAUUCAUGGGGCAUGGUGCAGAUUUUCUGAUGGUGCUUGAUUCCACUGAAUGUAUCCGAAUGCUUGUGGUGAAAGUUUGUUUCUAA
This is a messenger RNA of Papaver somniferum (opium poppy), 1419 nucleotides long. Its product is annotated as octanoyltransferase LIP2p, chloroplastic-like. The record is from RefSeq and is a predicted model, not a curated record. NCBI's taxonomy places the organism in Eukaryota, Viridiplantae, Streptophyta, Magnoliopsida, Ranunculales, Papaveraceae. Gene Ontology annotation, biological process: protein lipoylation. Gene Ontology annotation, cellular component: mitochondrion. Gene Ontology annotation, molecular function: lipoyl(octanoyl) transferase activity. The transcript has 4 exons. Bases 1 to 651 code for a protein of 216 amino acids.